CGCGAUCGCAGAUCACUUAAAAAUGCUUACUGCUUACUGCCUACUGCCUACUGUUUAGUGAUUACAGCUUACCAUUCUUUCGGAAAACUUGUUUUAUAUGCUCCGUAAGUAAAUUAUUUAUUUAUUAUUUGACGUUUGAAAAAAAUAUACGCCAAUUUCUGGAAACAAACGCCAUGGCUGACAUAAGCUCGUACAGAGACCAACAUUUUAAAGGCUCUAGAAGUGAGCUCGACAAGUUGUUGCGUUUAUCAACAACUAUGUACAUUGGAAACUUGGCAUUUUAUACGACGGAAGGACAGAUAUACGAACUGUUCUCUAAGUGUGGUGAUAUUAAACGCAUUGUCAUGGGACUGGACAAAUUCAAGAAAACACCUUGUGGCUUUUGCUUUAUUGAGUACUAUACUAGGGAAGAUGCAGAGAAUUGUAUGCGUUAUGUCAACGGCACUCGACUGGAUGACCGAAUCAUUCGUACAGACUGGGAUGCUGGAUUUCUGGAAGGCAGGCAAUAUGGUCGUGGAAAAACAGGCGGUCAAGUACGAGACGAAUAUAGGACUGAUUAUGAUAUUGGCCGAGGUGGAUAUGGUAAAAACGCUCAACCUAAAGCAGACAUGAUAAUAUUCGGCAGAAACAAAGACGCCCUUCCAAUGGAUUAAUGCACAAUUUUAGCCCACAAAAUUAUAUUUUUUUCAGAUAUAUAAUUUUUUUUUUUUCAUUGUGUAAAUUUCCUACCACUUGAUUUUGUAAAUAAAUAAAUAUUUUAUAUGUUGUA
This is a messenger RNA of Rhopalosiphum maidis (corn leaf aphid), 769 nucleotides long. Its product is annotated as nuclear cap-binding protein subunit 2-like. Gene Ontology annotation, molecular function: RNA cap binding. Gene Ontology annotation, biological process: mRNA cis splicing, via spliceosome. Gene Ontology annotation, cellular component: nuclear cap binding complex. The transcript has a single exon. Bases 174 to 653 code for a protein of 159 amino acids. Lineage: Eukaryota; Metazoa; Arthropoda; Insecta; Hemiptera; Aphididae. The record is from RefSeq and is a predicted model, not a curated record.